GGUAGACAUACUUGGGCGUUUCAUUGUGAUUUGUCAGUGCACAUUGCCCGGUGUCCGGGUAAGAUGGCGUCGGAAGAGCAGUGCUCGGCACCACCUCAAUGGCGGUCGAUAUCUCUUACCCAUGUAGAGUUCCCUGCCGGUGACCUGACUGGACAAGUGUUGGCCUACACCAGCCUACUUCCAAUGGCUGUUCUCGUGGGCUUCGUCACCCUCAUAGUUUUCAAGCGAGAAUUGCACACUAUCUCCUUCUUUGGUGGACUUGUGCUGAAUGAAGGGGUGAACUGGCUGCUGAAGCACAUUCUUAGGGAGCCACGCCCUUGCGGAGCAGGGACACAUACAACCCUGAACACAGAGUAUGGCAUGCCUUCCAGUCAUUCCCAGUUCAUCUGGUUCUUUGUGGUUUACUUCUUUCUUUUUCUCUAUUUAAGAAUGCAUCAAACGAACAACGCCCGGUGUGUGGAGCUGCUGUGGAGACACAUACUGUCCAUCGUCUUGUUAGGGAUGGCCUUGUCAGUGUCCUACAGCAGGGUUUACCUGUUGUACCACACCUGGAGUCAGGUUUUCUAUGGAGGAGUGGCGGGCAGCACCAUCGGGGUUGUGUGGUUCUUCUUCACUCAGGAGGUGCUGACGCCGCUGUUCCCCAAGAUGGCCGCGUGGCCGAUAUCAGAGUUCUUUCUGGUGCGAGACACGAGCCUGAUCCCCAACAUCCUCUGGUUUGAGUACACAGUGACCAGAUCUGAAGCGAGAAACAGACAACGAAAACUCGGAACAAAACUUCAGUGAUCUCAGUGGUCCCUUGGUGAAACUGAGUUAAAGGAUCACACACACACACAGACACACACACAAAUAUUCAAGAAAACACACUGGAGAGCCACCAUCUUCUGGACUGACCUGGUUGCUAAGAAUAAAAGGGCCAAACCGUUUACAGGUGGACCAAAAGAGAGUGCCUGGACCUGGCUGGGGGAACUGACAACGGGAGAAUGUCCGGCCACAUGCCUCUCCUUCUUGUACAGCUUGCCCAAAAUGCUUCCCAAUGCAUGCAAGUUCGUGCAAGAGGCAUACUAUUUAAUUAUAAAUUAAUAUAUAUUUUAACUGUAAACGCACGCUGACAGUAAACGUGUACUGUAAGAGAAAGAGGGCUCUAUCAAUUAACAAACAUUGGGCUGGUUAUUAGUACAGCAUGAAAUUUGUGAAUCUUUUAUUUUGUUUUUGCACACUCAUGGUUAGCUGGUUGAGUUAGUUCAGUAAGUUCCUUUUAAGUUCUAUUUUGGUGUAGGUAGUUGGUAGAGGCUGAAAAUGAUUGGGUUGGGGAUUUAUUUGGUAAUGGGUACAAUAACUUGGAAAAUUAAAGUAACUUUUUUUCAUUGUUGUUUACCAGAAGAGAACAAUUUUUAAACGCUAGUUAAAAUGUAAUAUAAACAAUUACUUGCACUUUGUGAAAAAAGUACACUAGUUACAUGUUAAAGAAACCCCCUAGUUUUUGUGUUUAUCUUUUGCCUCUGGUACCCUCUAGCAUCUGUCUGUGUUUAAUGGUUGUCCAACCUCUGUAUUUGGAUCCAGAACUGACUUGCAAGCAUCUAUGCCCUCACCUAUGGUAUAAAGCUAAUGACUUAAGCAUCAAAAGUCUUUUGUUGAAGAGAUUAUUGAGACAGUGCAUAAGAACCACCACUGAGCUUUAUAUGUUAAAUAAUUGUUUUCAUACAUUUUUGGGUAAAGGCUUCCUCGAGUUAUACAAGGAAGUGUUUUAUCAAAUCUUCCAGGGAUAGAAGUUCCUGGGGAAUUGUUUAGUUUUUUCUUAUUUUCUAUUUGUUUGAAGUUGUAAAGAGAACAUGAAAUUGUUUUUCCACUCUUUCUGUUUAACUGCCUUUUAAAGACAAUGUUCCACAUCACAGGGGGAGGAAACAAACGAUUUGCUGAGAGGAUUAAAAAAAAUAUAUAUGUAUAUAUGCGUAUAUAUAUACAUAUACAUAUAUAUAAUGUGUGUGUGUUUAUGUAUAUGUGUGUGUGUUUAUGUAUAUAAAACCUCGGGUCAAUCGUAGCAUUUUUUUUCUAAGCUGUUUUCCUCACCACCAGGGCAGUGCAGUAAGGCUGUGUGUUGAGGCUCUAAAGUGAUUUGAACUGUCACAUCAUAUCUCCACAAAGGGAAGCAUUUCUCUUAAUUUAUCCAUGUGUAACCCAUAUCAGGCUGAAUAAAUAAAUUGUGUUUAUGUA
This is a messenger RNA of Hypomesus transpacificus, 2211 nucleotides long. It is a transcript of the gene dolpp1, whose product is annotated as dolichyldiphosphatase 1. Gene Ontology annotation, cellular component: endoplasmic reticulum membrane; intracellular membrane-bounded organelle. The record is from RefSeq and is a predicted model, not a curated record. The transcript is spliced from 8 exons. The coding region runs from base 64 to 783 and encodes 239 amino acids. Gene Ontology annotation, molecular function: dolichyldiphosphatase activity. Gene Ontology annotation, biological process: protein N-linked glycosylation; lipid biosynthetic process. Lineage: Eukaryota; Metazoa; Chordata; Actinopteri; Osmeriformes; Osmeridae.